Messenger RNA from Lichtheimia ornata, 609 nucleotides. RefSeq lists its product as uncharacterized. NCBI's taxonomy places the organism in Eukaryota, Fungi, Mucoromycota, Mucoromycetes, Mucorales, Lichtheimiaceae. Gene Ontology annotation, cellular component: eukaryotic translation initiation factor 4F complex; cytoplasm. The transcript is spliced from 5 exons. Gene Ontology annotation, biological process: translational initiation. The record is from RefSeq and is a predicted model, not a curated record. Bases 1 to 609 code for a protein of 202 amino acids. Gene Ontology annotation, molecular function: RNA 7-methylguanosine cap binding; translation initiation factor activity.
AUGAACUUUACUACUACAACACAAACGAUGCUUCACGACACAUCAGUACCAAAGCAACAACAAGAGCAGCAUGCGCUUCGUUAUACUUGGGUCUUUUGGUUUAUGCAUCGGACACGUGGAGCCAAGAUCACCAACUACGAGGAAGGCAUGAAGCGAAUUGCAGCAUUCUCAACGGUCGAAGACUUUUGGGCCGUGUAUAGUCACUUAAGGAGAGCUCGGGAUUUACCUAUUGUGAGCGACUAUCAAUUAUUCAAACAAGGCGUUCGACCUGUAUGGGAGGAUAAUGCCAAUAUCAAUGGUGGUAAAUGGAUUGUACGACUAAAGAAAGGAUUGGCUACUCGAUAUUGGGAAUUACUGGUACUUGCUAUCAUCGGUGAACAAUUUGAUGUCAAUGAUGAGAUUUGUGGAGCCGUAUUAUCAAUCCGAAGCUCAGAGGAUAUCAUCUCUGUAUGGAACAAGACGUCAUCCAAUGGAAGGAUCAAUUUGAAGAUCAGGGAUACCAUCAAAAAAGUUCUCAGCUUACCGGCGGAUACGGUGAUGGAAUACAAGAGCCACAAUGAUGCAUUAAAAGACAGAUCCAGUUUUCGAAAUACCGAUAUCUUUCGAUAA